UGCCGUAAAGCAGAGCUAUUUGCGACUGCCGAAAAGCAAAUCGUUGUUUGGUUGCAAGCGUGACUUUCUCCUGAGAAGCGUGAGCUACUCUAACACAUGCAAUAAAGGUAUGCCUACACGUUAAUGGUAAUUCUACUGAUUUAAAGCUCUAGCAUGGCACUUUAUAUGAAAGCAGCAGAGAUUCUCGAUAAAGUGGAGCAAAAGAAGGGAGCUGUGAAAACUCUGGUCUACGACAGUAAAUUCCAGAAUAUAAAGCAGCUCUUUGCCCUCGUCUGUGAGACUCAGAAAUAUUCCCCAGUGCUUCAGGAGAUCAUCGAGAACACCAGGCUUCUGAAAGAAACCAAACUCCGACAUAAUUUAGCGAAGGUUCUGGUUUAUGACUUGCUCAUUGGCCAAGGCAUAAAAUGUGGUGGAAGCUGGAAGGCAAUGAUGUUGAAACAUCGCUCCAGACUACAAGCUGCUUUGGCUAGAAUUAAAGUCAAGCGGAAAGUCAGUCGAAAUCAGGACCUGCUUCCUCCCAGCGCGCAGCAUAACAACGGUGUAGAUAUUCCACGUUACGUGCGUGUUAACACGUUGAAAACAACUGUGGAGGAUGUCAUUGACUACCUGAAGAGAGAGGGAUUUUCAUAUCAAGGAGCAGCAAGCCAGCUUGAGGAUUUAUGCUCUCUCUCGGGGAAGACUUUUAUGAGUGAUCUUCAUCUCCAAGAUCUUCUGGUUUUCAGUGCGAAAAUGGACUUCCAUGAUCAUUACCUGUAUAAAGCAGGGCACAUUAUCUUGCAAGACAAGGCCAGCUGUCUCCCUGCGUACCUCCUGGACCCCCCAGUUGGAGGCCAUGUGAUUGAUGCUUGUGCAGCUCCUGGAAAUAAAACCAGCCAUCUGGCAGCCAUCAUGAAAAAUAAAGGCAAGCUGUUUGCCUUCGACAUUGAUACGAAGCGCCUGUCCACCAUGAGCACUCUCCUCCUUCGUGCUGGAGUCACAUGUCAUCAGUUGGCUAAUGAGGAUUUUCUGAAGGUGGAUCCACUUUCCCCAGCAUACAGGGACGUGACGCACAUCCUUCUUGAUCCAUCAUGCAGUGGUUCAGGAAUGGUGUGUCUGCAUGAUGGUAGCUCAGAAGAACAGGAGCAUGACCCUGAGCGUCUGAAGGCACUAGCUGCAUUUCAGCUGCGCUGCCUGAACCACGCACUGAAGUUCCCAAAGCUCCAGCACCUCGUCUACUCCACCUGCUCCAUCCAUCCACAGGAGAAUGAGGAGGUCGUGUCUGCUUGUCUUGAGAAUAAUCCUGAUUUUAGACUAAUUCAUCUUUUUCCUGAGUGGCCUGAGCGGGGUCGUGACCCACUGACACAGUGUCUCAGAGCCAGCACUACAAAAACCUUCACCCACGGUUUCUUUGUGGCCAUGCUGGAAAGGCAAGCUACUCCAAACAGUGAAAGCCUUGAUGAACAGUAAGUCAACUCUCGACUACUGGGCCUCCUUCCAUAAGUGAGCCUUCUGCUGGUGAAGAGGAGCAAGUGGAGGUAUCUGUGGACGAACAAUUUCAACCUCCUGCAGCAAAGAAAAGGAGAAGGAAUAGAAAGAAACCCAAAAAGCAGAAGUCCUAAAAUGUUCACUUAUCAUAACAGUGAAAUAUUAUGUACUGUUUCAUAAACUCAUGUAUGAUGUUGAA
Messenger RNA from Pangasianodon hypophthalmus (striped catfish), 1663 nucleotides. It is a transcript of the gene nsun5, whose product is annotated as NOP2/Sun RNA methyltransferase 5. The transcript has 10 exons. Gene Ontology annotation, molecular function: methyltransferase activity. Gene Ontology annotation, biological process: rRNA base methylation. Gene Ontology annotation, cellular component: nucleolus. The coding region runs from base 154 to 1446 and encodes 430 amino acids. NCBI's taxonomy places the organism in Eukaryota, Metazoa, Chordata, Actinopteri, Siluriformes, Pangasiidae. The record is from RefSeq and is a predicted model, not a curated record.